This is a messenger RNA of Daktulosphaira vitifoliae (grape phylloxera), 454 nucleotides long. It is a transcript of the gene SNRPG, whose product is annotated as probable small nuclear ribonucleoprotein G. Gene Ontology annotation, cellular component: U2 snRNP; U4 snRNP; U2-type prespliceosome. Gene Ontology annotation, biological process: spliceosomal snRNP assembly; mRNA splicing, via spliceosome. Bases 151 to 390 code for a protein of 79 amino acids. The transcript is spliced from 4 exons. Gene Ontology annotation, molecular function: RNA binding. NCBI's taxonomy places the organism in Eukaryota, Metazoa, Arthropoda, Insecta, Hemiptera, Phylloxeridae. The record is from RefSeq and is a predicted model, not a curated record.
GUUUACUGUUUACUGGUGACUGAUUUCCAGUUCUUGUUGUUUGUAACCGGUAGCUGUUUGGAUUUUUAUGUAUUGAUUUUAAAUUAAGGAUCAUAAAAUUAUAAAUUAAUUUUUUAUAUUUUCCGUAUACAAAUAAAUUAAAAUUAAAAUAUGAGUAAGGCACAUCCUCCUGAAUUAAAAAGGUAUCUGGAUAAAAAACUUCAAUUAAAACUAAAUGCUAAUCGACAAGUCUCAGGUGUACUUCGUGGAUUUGAUCCUUUUAUGAAUCUAGUCUUAGAUGAAACAAUUGAAAAAUUAAAAGAUGGUAUUGUUAAUAACAUUGGCAUGGUGGUUAUACGAGGUGAUAGUGUGCUUACUAUUGAAGCAUUAGAUAGAAUUGAUCAGCAUUAAACUUUAAGUAUUGUACAUUUUCUAUUAAAAGAAAUAAAUUAAUAAAAUGAACUUUAAAACAUAA